GCGAAACGACUAGCAAACCCUGCGUUUAAUCCACUGCAGCACAUAGCAUCUCUGUCCCUUGAUUUUCCCUCUUCUUCUUGUUAUUGUGGCUCUUCCUCCACCAAAUUUCAGCGAUGGAUUAUUCAGGCUACAACUUUCACCACCACCAGCAGCAACAACAACAACAACAACCCUAUGGCUACGACCCAUCUCAGAUCCAAUACGAUCAAUCCUAUGCUGCAUACCAACAAUAUUACGCUUACAAUCCCCAAUACGCAUAUUAUCCCAAUACCCAUCAACCCCAAUUCCAUUACCAGCCCCAAUCCCCACCACUUCACCCUCCUGGCGUUAAUCCAACCGCUCCUGAACCCUCCUCGAUUGGGCCAUCUCAAUUCAGAGGUAGGGGUGGCAAGGGGGGUAGACCAUUUAGAGGGGGUGUCCGUGGUCGAGGUCAUGGAGUGGGUGGUGGUAGACACAUUCCAACAAAUUCCUUCGGACCUGCUAUUUCUAAAUCUACUGCUGCUGGGGCUACUUCAGUGGUAGAACCGUCAUCAUCAGUCUCUGCACAAACACCAUUGCCUAAAGCAGCUCAAGUGUCAGCAGCACCCCGAAAAGCAUGUUGUGAAAUUUGUAAGGUUGAGUGCAAUAGUCCAGAAAUCUUGGAGCAACACAAGAAUGGGAAGAAACAUAAGAAGAAUAUGAAAAUGCAUGAGCAAUUACAAAGACGCAACACUAUAAAUGGACAACAGAGUGGGCAACUUCGUACCUCUGAAUUGAUUUUAACAGAUCAACCUAAGGAAGUUCAGGAAUCAAAGAAUAAUGGAUGCCCCUCAGAAAAUAUGGGCUCUCAGGUUAUAGUUGAUCAUCACAAGGAGGAAAUACAGAUGCAGAAUAAUGCAGGAAACAUUUCUGAAGUUCCAGCUGAAGUGACUGAGGGGAAAACCCUGGAAAGCUCUGCUGCAGGAGGCCGAGGAUUGAAGCGGAAGAAGAAAGGAGGGAAGGGGGGUAAAUACAUGAAAACUAAUGAUGGUUCAAGGCCAGUGGAACUUCCAAAACCUGCACAACCUGUGUCUUUUAGAUGCGAGAUGUGUGAUGUUAAAUGUGAGUCACAAGUUGUUUACCAGAGUCAUGUGACUGGGAAAAAGCACUUAUCAAGACUAAAGCGUGCCCAUAGUCACCAAGCUUCAGCUGUUGUAGGUCAGCAAACUUUGUCUGGAGGAAUGGCUGGGCUUCAAGCACUUUACCCACCUGACAUCAAUGCUUUGUCUAAUGCAAUUAACGCUCAAGUCCAACAAGGUGACAAUGAUCCACAGCUACUUUUGGCUCAGCUACUGAUGACUGUACUAUCUCAAGCUCAAGUUCCAGCAACAGCACAUCCUACCAGAGACACAAAACCUGAGCUUUUACCUGUUCAAGGUUCAAGUGUGGCCAUACAAAUUGAAGGUGGAAAUUCUAAAGUUGAACAACAGGUGCUAAAACAUCCCCCAGAUAAUUCAGAUGUCACGCCCACAGCCAAUUUAAGUGCAGCAAAUGACCAAAUACCUUCAGCAAAAUGUGAAGCUCCCACCUUUUAGUAGGACUAAGAAGAUACAAUCACUCUCGAAUUUUUCUCUUUUUUGGGGUUAAAGGGGAAUUAUUUGUUCUUGGGACUUUUUUUUCUAUUAGGGCGAGAUAUGAAUGCAAAACAUUGUUCGUUGUUGGGACCAGAUUAGGGAACGUGAACAUGUAAGGACAAUGCUAUUUUAUUUAACAUUUGAGAAGACUGAAAAAGACUAUACAUUUAUCACAUUUGUGUAGAAAAGCUUUGAUGAUACACAGAUCAUACAGGCACCCAAGAUUAAUGGUACUAGAAUAUUGUAGAUAAUUUUUCGAAUAUGCAACGGGAAAUGCUAGGUUAAAUCAGAAGAUUUUGGUUAGAAAACGCUGCGUAGUUGGUGAGCAAAU
This is a messenger RNA of Abrus precatorius (Indian licorice), 1923 nucleotides long. RefSeq lists its product as uncharacterized. The coding region runs from base 114 to 1553 and encodes 479 amino acids. NCBI's taxonomy places the organism in Eukaryota, Viridiplantae, Streptophyta, Magnoliopsida, Fabales, Fabaceae. Gene Ontology annotation, molecular function: nucleic acid binding; zinc ion binding. The record is from RefSeq and is a predicted model, not a curated record. The transcript has 2 exons.